Bipolaris oryzae ATCC 44560 is the source of this 1326-nucleotide messenger RNA. RefSeq lists its product as uncharacterized. NCBI's taxonomy places the organism in Eukaryota, Fungi, Ascomycota, Dothideomycetes, Pleosporales, Pleosporaceae. The transcript has 3 exons. Bases 1 to 1326 code for a protein of 441 amino acids. The record is from RefSeq and is a predicted model, not a curated record.
AUGACCACCCCAGUUGCUUUCAGCUGCUGGUCACUCGAAUCCCUCAAAGCACCAUAUCUACCACUGACUCUCGACGAGUACUGCUGCUCUACGUUGCCAAAAUCGAUGUUGGACCGCCGGAAUCGAGACCAAGUGCUCUACAAGGCCAAAAAUACAAACUCAAAUUCCAAGGAGCUUGUUACAAUAUGUCAACUGUGGAUUUUGCAAUGUGAAGAUGGACUCAUAACUGCACACGAAACGGAUGAAGAACUCAAUACCAAUGGUUCCAAGUCCGAUUUCCCCUCGUGGGGAGACGACUGCCUGACCGGGGAUGCUAAGCGGUAUAUCGGCAUCAUGAUGUCUCAUUUCGUGGACAGCCUUGACCGUCCAUCUGAAACAGGCUCAGGCAAUCGUAUUCUCAACACCUUUGAGAAUUCGAUUGCUUCAUGUGCUCAUGAUGUGGAUGAAUACAGCAGAGGAGAGGUUGUGAAGAAGUUCGACAUCGACAAAGAAAGGGAAUUUCUACACAACAUUGAUGAUAUACGAGGCGAGUUGGGGAUGAUUAAACGAGCCAUUCUGCAGCAAGAGGAGGUCUGGAAAACUUUCGCAAGCAAUGCCUGGCCAGAACACUGGACAACCGGCGCAGAAGGGCGACUGAUCGUGAAAGACGAUGAGCAGAGAUCUACUGCAGAAGAAAAUGAAUGGCAGAUUAUUUUACGCGCGCAAUUUCAGUUCGAUCGAUUUCGACGGCGAAUCGCGCAAUUAGACGAAGACGCCGCCCGUGUUGAAAAAUCUAUAAUGGCUAAACUGGACCUGAAGCAGAAACACGCAAGCCUCCAAGAGUCACAUGCAACAGGCGUCAUGAGCGCAGCCGUUCUCGGCUUCACGCUCAUAACCAUCAUCUUCACCCCCUUGUCCUUCCUCACCAGCUUGUUUGCGCUGUCCAUCGACAGUUUUCAGAGAAAUCAAAUCGAUUUCUUCAUACCCAAUCGCGAAAACGAAGCUGACCUUACCAAUCGAACCCGAGUUUAUACGGCAAACUACAUUGGGAAAUGGGCUGUACUUGCAUCUACCGCUGUUGCCCUGCUAUCUAUGUGGCUCGUCAUCGAAUAUGGCAUGGAUGUGCCCGUGUUGCGACAUAGGCUGGCACAGUUGGUCAAAUUGUCAAGACGGAUGUUGGGUUUGCCAAAGCUGAUAUGGGAAUCUCAGUAUUUGAAGAAAGUGAGCGAACAGGUCAAACUGAAAGUGUUCAGAGAAAAGGGGGGCUGUUUACCUAGUUUUGGUGGUGCACAGCGUACAAUCUGGUACACCCGUUUAAAGUUAUGGUGGCGGCGUCGAUCACCGUAG